This is a messenger RNA of Cynocephalus volans (Philippine flying lemur), 1517 nucleotides long. It is a transcript of the gene S100B, whose product is annotated as S100 calcium binding protein B. Lineage: Eukaryota; Metazoa; Chordata; Mammalia; Dermoptera; Cynocephalidae. The record is from RefSeq and is a predicted model, not a curated record. Gene Ontology annotation, cellular component: cytoplasm; nucleus. The transcript has 3 exons. Gene Ontology annotation, biological process: positive regulation of cell population proliferation; positive regulation of canonical NF-kappaB signal transduction. Bases 140 to 418 code for a protein of 92 amino acids. Gene Ontology annotation, molecular function: RAGE receptor binding; S100 protein binding; calcium ion binding.
GGGAGGGGCGGAUGCUGGGUCCCCGCGGCUGCGUGCGGCCCCGCCCCGCCCCCGCCCCGCGAGGACCGCAUAAGGGCGGCCCGGCCCGGGCUCCGUGGCUCAGGACGCCGAGAGGAGACGACGCGGGAGCCGCCCCGGGAUGUCUGAGCUAGAGAAUGCCGUGGAGGCCCUCAUCAGUGUGUUCCAUCAAUAUUCUGGAAGAGAAGGUGACAAGCACAAGCUGAAGAAAUCUGAACUUAAGGUGCUCAUCAGCAAUGAGCUUUCCCACUUUUUAGAGGAAGUCAAAGAGCAGGAGGCUGUGGACAAAAUCAUGGAAACACUGGACAAUGAUGGAGAUGGUGAAUGUGACUUCCAGGAAUUUAUGACCUUUGUUGCCAUGGUUACCACUGCCUGCCACGAGUUCUUUGAACGUGAAUGAGACAGAAAAAGCAGCCAACCUGUUCCUGUAUCAGAUGAAGGUCACACGAAGAGGCAGAAAGCAAGGGAUUGCAGGCUGAUUGAAAGUGCGCUUUCCAGACACGUUGUGGCUAAUUAGAAAGCUUGAUUUGCUUUGUAAGUGAAAAAUUGAAAACCUCUUUCCAAAGGCCAUUUUAAACAGCCUGCAUCAUUAUUUCUGCUAUGUCAGGCAUAUAUGUAAGCUGGCUGGUCCCAGGGACUCUUGGUAGUAAUCAUUUAGGAAAAUCAAUUCUCAGUCAUAAAGCCUGUGCUGAACAGACAACAAUGGCUGUGCAGAAUCCUAACCCAGAAAAAACAUAACUACCUGAAAUUACUCUGGGGCAUCUUAAGUCUUCCACUACAUUUAAAAACACAAAGCCUUGCUCACCAUUAUUUGAAAAGGCUGACCUUCUUAAAAUUUGUUCAUCAUUAGAGUAAAUAAAAUCUAAAGUACUCAGAUGGUCAGACUGCCGUCCCACCUUCCCAAAGGAGCAUGGUCAUGGUUGUUUUCCUACAGUGAACUGUGAUUACUGAGUAAACAUGUAAUGCUAACAGUUCUAAAUGGAAAAAUAUGUCUCAUGAACCGAUAAGUACUGACAUUUUAACUAAUCAGAACAGAAUCAAAAUUCUAUAUUCAGUAGAACUCUCCGGACAGGAUGACGCCUGCUGGAUCUGGGGCAUGCGUGUGUAGUCGAAGGGAUAUGGCUGGGCUCAGGACCAGGGCUUAAGCUCUGGCUUUCCAGCUAGUUGUGCCACAAGUAAUUUGGUCUCCCUGGACUCCUCUCCUGUCGGUACAGCGAUAGCUGACACAGUGGGUCAGAUGUGUUACUACAGACUUGAGGGCCUCUUUGAUGUGCCUGGUCUGUUGGUGAAUGUCACUCCUGACUUGUUUGUGCAGAGAGAGGGUGUGCUCGCCACUGUUGGUGAAUCGAUGUACGAUGUACGUGGGAAGCUGAACUUUAUGCUUUUAUAUCCAUGAAUUCAAAUAAAAGUUUCAAAUAAUUCAAGUUACAAAUACAUAAAUCAAUCAAAUAAGCCAUGUUACAAAUAUUAGAAUCACUUCCAGGAAAACAAAUUAAUCU